CUGCCUCGAGCACUUUUGGCUCGUAGGCGCUUAUCCUAUGUUCCUGAAUCUCUUGUGGCAGCAGAGACUGAGGAUAUUGCCUCGGUUGACCGCUUGCUCAAGGCAGUUCGGCAACGCGCUGACCCGGCGUUUCACAAGUGCGUUAUCUUUCAUCUUGUAACGUGAAUAGAUGCUUGACUCGAUGCAUAGUGUUAUGCCGAUGAGGACGCCGGUGUUGUGGUCUGAAGCGCUGUUGAAUUCGACGAUGAAGAGUGUGCCGGGGUCCGAGGGCGCGAUGAAUGCUCAUAGGGAACGUAAGGAAGACGAGCUGGUGCCGAGGAGGAUGCAUGAUUCGUACUCGGAACUCGUUAUUCCGUUUGCGAGCAAUGCGCAGGUACUGGAGCAGUAUAUCAACGCGUCUGGGGGAGUUAGGACGGGCAAGUUGAUGGAAAACCUUGACUCGCUUGCUGGGUCUAUUGCGUAUAAGCAUAUGUUGGGUCCUGAUGUACAAGAAUUGGGAAAGGUCAGCGAGAGAGGGUUUUAUAUUGUCACUGCGUCCGUCGAACGACUCGACAUGCUCGCGCACCUCGACCCGACUCGCGACCUGAGGCUCUGCGGCCAGGUUAUUUAUACAGGCAGAAGCUCCAUGGAGAUUGUAGUCAAGAUGGAGUCGAUUGGUGAUGGCCAGCCUGAUCAGACGGCUAUGAUCGGCAGGUUUUCCAUGGUGUGCAGGAACGCCCAUACCCACAAGGCGAAGAAAGUUCAUCCGUUAACUGUCUCGACCGAUGAGGAGAAGGCUUUGAAUGCCCUCGGCGAACAUAUGAAACAGCGCAGACUCAAAGCUGCUUCUCAGUCACUUGAUACCGUCCCUCCCACCUCGAAAGAAGCGGCAGAGUUGCACUCGUUUUAUUUGUCCCAUGGCUUGGAGGGUCCUUCGUCAGAGACAGGAAAUGGGACUGUUGGUGGUAACACGAUAGGGAACGUGUCGAUCAGGGUGGACGAAGGGAGGAGGGUGUGGAUGGGUGAUACCCAUAUUGAUAAUUGUAUGUUGAUGUUCCCGCAGGAGAGAAAUGUACAUCAGAAAGUAUUUGGAGGGUACUUGAUGCGACUGGCUUAUGAGCUCGGAUUCAGCAAUGCGAGCUUGUUCUGCCGUGGUCCGGUCCGGUUUUUGUCACUGGAUGGGAUCAGUUUUGCGCGUCCUGUGCCUAUUGGCUCCAUUUUGAGGUUGGAGAGUAUGAUUUUGCAUACUGCUGAGGACGAGGCCGAGAGGAGGGUUAAUGUGGUGAGUGGUCUUCUCUAUGUCCUUCUUUUCUGCUUUCUGUUGGGGAUCUCGGGGAGAAAUGUUUUCAGUGUUGGUUUUGGCGGUUGGGAAGCUCGUCAUGGCAUGGCAUGGGAUUUCGUUAGGCUGAGGCUCAACUGUCUAUCAGGCUGUCGAGGCGUUAUCGUUCCUUUUUUCCCUCUCUGCUUCGUUGUUGGCAAUGGUUAUCAUAGAUCGUUUACUGAUUGA
Molecule: messenger RNA, 1486 nt
Organism: Coprinopsis cinerea okayama7#130
Lineage: Eukaryota; Fungi; Basidiomycota; Agaricomycetes; Agaricales; Psathyrellaceae
Exons: 9
Coding region: 182-1486 (434 amino acids)
Biological process (GO): acyl-CoA metabolic process
Cellular component (GO): mitochondrion
Molecular function (GO): fatty acyl-CoA hydrolase activity
Source: RefSeq, a predicted model, not a curated record